Daphnia pulicaria is the source of this 1728-nucleotide messenger RNA. Its product is annotated as regulator of G-protein signaling 8-like. The record is from RefSeq and is a predicted model, not a curated record. Bases 764 to 1408 code for a protein of 214 amino acids. The transcript is spliced from 4 exons. NCBI's taxonomy places the organism in Eukaryota, Metazoa, Arthropoda, Branchiopoda, Diplostraca, Daphniidae.
AUGAUACUUGAUUGAGCAGGGCAGACGAAUACAAGGAAGAUAUAGUAUAGAGAGUGAUUCCCAUAUAACCUUGUAGCUUUUUUGAGCGCGCCAGCAAAUUAUUUACCAUACGCUGUUCACUGGGCCACAGCACAUUCACACAUCGUCCCAUUUGAUGAAUGGAUAGGGAUAGAGCUGCAGUCUGCCCGGUCGUCUACAGAGACUAGGUCAACUGGCUAUUGCAUUCAAUGAAAUUCGAGAGAAACAUACAUAACAAGAAUGGGAAAUUUGAAUUCCGUUUUGGCCAUCUCGCUGCCAAACCCGUAUUCCGGCUGACGCGGUCGCUCUGACAUACUUUUUUUUUUUUUUUAAACGUUCGGUUUCACUUUGCGGUUGGCGUGUGUUUGCUGCCACAACAAGCGCAACCAAUAUCACUCCAAGACGUAUAGACGCAAACGAAGUUUCCCCAAACAAAAAUGGGAUUUCCAAUUUGAUAAGAUGCGCGCGCAGCCAGCAGAAAAGUAAAACUCCCAGUUUAUUGUUCCGACGUUUGCAACAUUCCCACAUGUCUAGUUUCUUCCUCGUCUGCAAGUCUAUAUAAAUGGGUUGGAUUAGUCUCACUCUUAUUCAGACUUUCAACAUCACCCAGUGCCACAUCUCUCGUCGUCUUAUUUCACGCUCUUAAACAUUUCGCAAUCUAUCAAAGUUCAAUCGUCUUCAAGUGAACUCAUUUGUGAUCCCGAAUCGUUAUAUUUUUUAAUUUAUCAUUCUGUUCAAAUCGAAAAUGACAAACUCACCAGAACACGACAGCGGCAAUAAAGUCAAGUUGGUUCUAGCCCAUUCCCUCAAUACGAUUGUAAUUGUAAUUCCAACCACCAAAAGGAAUCUCGUUCACAACGUUAAAGAACGAAUAGUUACCAAACUCUCCAACAAGCGGUCCUCUAGUUGCAGCAGUUCUGAUAUGAGACUUCAAAAUCUCAAAUCCAAUAUCCGGAGAAGCUUAUCGCCGUCAUCGGCCCGACCACAGCCGGAAGAGGCACAGAAAUGGGCCGAGUCAUUCACCAAACUCAUGGCAUCCAAAUAUGGAUCCUCUCUCUACCGGGCGUUUUUACUGCGAGAAUUCAGCAAUGAGAAUCUGGAUUUUUGGAUGGCCGUCGAAGAGUACAAGAACUCCAAACCGCAAAAGAUGGCAGCUAAAGCCCAGCAGAUCUACAAUGAUUUCGUUGCCGUCAAAGCUACGAAACAAGUUAACCUAGAUGCUGAAACGAGAAUCCUCACGCUGGCCAACAUCCAGUCGGACAUUGCCGACCAAUUCGCUUUUGAUCGCGCUCAAAGGCGAACUCAGCACAUGAUGGAACGCGAUUCUUACCUGCGUUUCCUCCAGUCGGAAUUGUUUCUUGAACUCGCCCACCCCGAGCGAUAUUAUUAGCGUUUCGAUUCCAUGCAUCCAGAAAUAUAGAUCUCAUUAUCUUGUCACUACAUUAGCCUAUUUCUCUCUUCGUCAUUUAAACUUAUACAUCCAAUUACAGUAUAACUAUAAACCUUCGCAAUUAUUAUGCAUCUUUUGCUUGUCCUCUUCUAUGUUGUCGCCUGCAUUUCAAAUUCCAAUGACCCCACGCAAUAUUAUCAAUUUGUUUGUUACAUUUCGUAAAUAUUUUUUUUUCUUUUUUCUCUGGUCUUGUAUGUCAACUGUGAUGUUGUUAUCCAACAUUUUUCGAAGAAUAAAAAACUGCAUGCUGAUCUCAUGAA